This is a messenger RNA of Amoebophrya sp. A120, 2378 nucleotides long. The record is from the annotation of a GenBank genome assembly. NCBI's taxonomy places the organism in Eukaryota, Dinophyceae, Syndiniales, Amoebophryaceae.
AGGUAUUCGUGCAUAAUAUGUAGUGAGGUCAACACGAAUACGUUCUAUCCUAGUAGUCUGUAUUGAAUAAUUUAAAUUUAUCUCCCAUGUCCCAACCUGUGAACACUUUGCUUUUUACUUUGUUGAGCAUCGUCUUCUAAAUUUGACUCUAACUUUGUUACGCUCGUCCUAAAAAUAUCACUUUGUGCUCUCGCUCUAGGAGGAGCAGCGCACCCACAAUGGCUGAAGCGAGCGAGGAACUGUGUCCCGAUACGCUUCGACAAACCGAGACCAGUGCGUCCGACGCAAUACCUGCGUCCUCGUCCUCCUCGUAUGCCUACGACCACGCGGAGGCAUGGAACACGUUAAACAUGCUACGGAGCAGUCCGUGUUCAAAACAAGAAGCUUUUGCAGUAUUGCUACAGGUACUGCGGAGCCUACGGAUUCAGGAGAGACCCUGCAGCCCUGCCCUCUUCCUCGCUCUUACUCAGGAGCUAGAGCAGUACUAUUGGCCGCAUACUGAAAAUUACGGGAGUGGAGUAGUUUCGCCCCCUGCUCCUUCCUCAUUUUGUUUUUCCGUGACGCUGAUGUGAUGUCUACUCCGACAGAUGAAUAAACCGCAGCAGCGCAGCUUCCUGCGCGUAGAAAAUCAAUGCGCCGCGGGCUGUUGCGCUGAUGCAGUUGUUCUUUUUGUAAUUGCGACUUCCGCAACUUGCUAGUACACAAAAGGCACGAAAGGACGAAGACGAUAAACCAGGUCUGAUUUUUUUCUUUGCAUACAGUAUUUUCAGGCUGCGUUUGGGUUUGCAACGAACGGGGUCGCCUGGCGCAUGAACACUGUUCCAGCAAUGUCUUAUUGGCGGACACUGUUUCUGCCGCGUGGGCAGGUAGUUGCGUCGCCUGUUGUAUUCAUCCCCUGUGUUUUAUCAUUCCAGCAGGGCGCCAUUAAACGCAAAGAAACUUCGGGUCUGAAGAUAGGGCUGCAUUGGGUCAGGUUGGUAGGACAAAAAUGAAGGAGCAGGGGACGAGUAGUUGUGCACCAUCAUACACCUAAGCCGUUCCGGCAGCUAGUGUUAGAUGUGGUCUACCCAGCACUGCUGAACUUGUACAGGAGCUUUUGCACCGUGACCAGGCCGGAGACCGAGCAGUGCGAGGUGCUCUGCGACGUGGCUUUGAUUCGGUUGGUAUGCAGCUGUGGCUAUCCACAAUUUGCGAAGAAGAUAUCGGGACAACUUCGGGCUGACAUGUACACCGUGGGGAAAGCGAGAUUUCCUUACCGUGCACAUCUGUAUCAAGAGUUGCACCUCUGGGCCACGGUUCACCAAAAGACGUACUUCGAGACGUUGUCCUUUGAAGACACACCUGCUGAAGAAAUACGGGCCGCGAAGAAAACGCACAAGGAAAUCGAGCAAAGCGUCGGGAAGUGGGCUACGGAGGACGGGAUGGAAAACAUGGUCAACAUUUCAACAGGAAGGAGCAGCAGCACGGUUACAACCCAGGGGCACGUGGUCAACAGGGCGCAGGUAGUUAAGGUAGGUAAAUCUAUAUACAUCAUCAAACCUAUUAAGUCCAAUCCAAUAACCGCACGGCAUGCACAUGUAGCAAGACUAAAGAGGAAACGAAGCGCAAUAAUUUACAAUUGUGCACAUAUCUUGAUCUACUUCAUGGAAACAAGAAUUACAUCAGACCCGCCGACCUAGGAUGAGCAGGCGGCUUGAAGUGAUUUGGGAGGAGGACGAGGAGCAGGAGGAGGACGAAUAAAACCAAAAGCAGUGGAUGAGUUUAAAUCAUUUAACUAGAUGGAAAGUGCGCGGCGCCUUCUGUCUAGAUCGAUGAAGUUGUAUGCGUUUUUCGGUGGUAAGGAUCACUCUGCGUCAACUUCGUUAUUCGGGGAAAGAGCGACGAUCACGAGGGGUACAAGAGCAGAGGACUUUCUGCAAAGUUGGAAGUAUUGUGUGAAUUCGAAAUCAAUUUAUCAAAAUCAAAUACGUAGAAAACGAAAACAAGAAGUGCGCCACACCGCUAUGUCGUCACGAAAAGUGCGCGAUGAGAUUACAAACGAUAAAUACAUAGUGGCCGCAGUGCUUCUUUCAGAAUGUGACUCGCAAAAGGUAUGAUGUCACACUGAUGAGGAAACUUCAACUUGUUUUUUAUAGUCAGUCACUGUCACCGAUGAUCCUGCUGUAGUUUAUAGAUUAUACGCUAGAUUAGAUUCACAUUCAUUUUUAGAGAAGGACAGCGAAUCCCUCACCAAACGAUAAAGAAGGAUUCCAAGAACGAAUGAUAUACAAAUACGACAGCAAAAAUUCUAGAAAAGAAAUAAAUGGCGGCACAACCAAGAAGCGACGUUUUUCUGCGAAAAUUGAAAGCCUAAGAUGCUCAUGCUUAUUACUUAUGAU